Molecule: messenger RNA, 848 nt
Organism: Zea mays
Lineage: Eukaryota; Viridiplantae; Streptophyta; Magnoliopsida; Poales; Poaceae
Exons: 3
Coding region: 112-612 (166 amino acids)
Biological process (GO): proton transmembrane transport
Cellular component (GO): proton-transporting V-type ATPase, V0 domain
Molecular function (GO): proton-transporting ATPase activity, rotational mechanism
Source: RefSeq, marked provisional
GCAGAUCCAAGCGGAGAAGCUGCGUCGUGGCCUGACCCUGUCCGUCCUCUCCGGUCGGCGAGAGCAAGAAGAGAUCCCGCGCCGUCCUCUUCUCCACCUCCACCUCCACCCAUGGCGGCCUCCACCUUCAGCGGCGACGAGACGGCGCCCUUCUUCGGCUUCCUCGGCGCCGCCGCCGCGCUCGUCUUCUCCUGCAUGGGCGCCGCCUACGGGACGGCCAAGAGCGGCGUCGGCGUCGCCUCCAUGGGCGUCAUGCGCCCCGAGCUCGUCAUGAAGUCCAUCGUCCCCGUCGUCAUGGCGGGAGUACUCGGCAUCUACGGCCUCAUCAUCGCCGUCAUCAUCUCCACCGGGAUCAACCCCAAGGCCAAGCCCUACUUCCUCUUCGACGGCUACGCGCACCUCUCCUCCGGACUCGCCUGCGGCCUCGCUGGCCUCGCUGCCGGCAUGGCCAUCGGCAUCGUCGGAGACGCCGGAGUUAGGGCGAAUGCACAGCAGCCAAAGUUGUUUGUGGGCAUGAUUCUGAUCCUUAUCUUCGCAGAAGCUCUUGCUCUGUACGGUCUCAUCGUCGGUAUCAUUCUCUCAUCCCGUGCAGGCCAAUCUCGCGCCGAUUAGAAGGCUUGAUAUACGCCACACUGAGUCAUCUGCCAUUGUAUUCAAAGUGUUCUUUUCUCGGUGAACAAUGUGAGGGAUCAUGUUGAGCCUGUUCCACCUUUGUAACAUUAUAUUGCUAUUAUGUGAAGACAAACCUAGCUAGCUGUUGCAGUUAUGCUGUUGUACUUGUAUUUGUUUGAAAAUAAUAGGCAGCGAGCCCCGGAUGUGAUGAAUAAUAAGCAAGCUGGACUAGUUGU